AUGCUGCACAACCAGAGCGUGAAGUUGCUGAAAAAGUUCGACACCUACAUCGACGGCCUGAUCACCAAAAAGAUCAGCGAUUCUGUUUUGCUCGUAAAAUCGGUCAUCGAAGAUGACUACUUGGCAGAGCCAACCACUUGGUACGUUUUUACGCGCGAGGAACAAGGAUCAGUGAUCGAAAACGACGAAACACUGAUUGAGGAUCAUCAGACUGAGGAGGAUGGUCUUCCAAACGGUACAUUGACUGCGUCCUCACCGAUGCCGUGUUCAGACGAGGUCGCCGGCGAGAACCAUGAAACCAUGCAACCAGCCACGUCCGAUGAAUCGCCGACUAGCGAUCGGUCAGCCUGA
Messenger RNA from Soboliphyme baturini, 351 nucleotides. The record is from the annotation of a GenBank genome assembly. Lineage: Eukaryota; Metazoa; Nematoda; Enoplea; Dioctophymatida; Soboliphymatidae.